Molecule: messenger RNA, 2373 nt
Organism: Lentinula edodes (shiitake mushroom)
Lineage: Eukaryota; Fungi; Basidiomycota; Agaricomycetes; Agaricales; Omphalotaceae
Product: RNA polymerase I-associated factor PAF67-domain-containing protein
Exons: 5
Coding region: 124-2262 (712 amino acids)
Biological process (GO): translational initiation
Cellular component (GO): cytoplasm; eukaryotic translation initiation factor 3 complex
Molecular function (GO): translation initiation factor activity
Source: RefSeq, a predicted model, not a curated record
UUUUAAUUAUUCACCGUACCCUACUCGAAUGUGAAGUAACGAACAGGUGGGGACGCAGGAUUACUAGAUUGACCCUAACCCUAGUCACUCUCAAAUUUUUUUGCUUCACCCUUCGAACGUGAAAUGUCGCGUCCAACGCUAUGGUCGACUGCUGAUAUGGAUGAUGAUUUGGCGGAUGCGGUUGAUGCAGAGCUCUCGAUAUACGCUCAGCAGGGCCAGAAUCCGGCAAUAUACGACCAGCUUGGAGCACAGAUUGAACAGCUUGAACCGCUACUGGCGAUUCAGCAACAUAUGGCUGCUUUGGCUGCCGUGCCCGAUGUUGUGAAGAGCUUUAUCGUGUCCUUUCACCAAGCAAUACUUAAUAGAGACCUUCCUUCGAUCACGAUGUUCUACACAACAACAUUCCCAAAACUUACCGAUCGAUUCUAUUCACGCGCGGAAUGGCCUGAACCAGAAAUAAUUGCGCCUCUGCUUUCGUCGAAUAAUGCAACUGAGGAUCAAGUUCAUAUCUUCCUUGUACUCUACCGCGACCUGUAUUACCGUCAUGUUUAUUCUCGGCUUCAACCCAACAUCGAUGACCGUUUUCAUUCUUAUGAAAACUCAUGCGAGCUAUUCAACUAUUUACUCAACUCUCCCAGCUCAGCUAAUGAUGAGUCGGAUGAACCUGCGCCUGUCGACUUGGUCCUCCCGGAACAGUGGUUAUGGGAUAUCAUCGACGAGUUUAUCUACCAGUUUCAGGUAUUUUGCUCCUGGCGCUCAAAGGUCAAAUCCAAGACGGACGAUGAGCUCAUGAUGCUCGCGGACGGAACAGGUGUAUGGUCUUCUUACUCUGUCCUCAACGUUCUUUAUUCGCUCAUUCAAAAAUCGAAAAUCAACGAGUAUAUUGUUGCGUUGAAAGAGGAACAAGGAAAGGAAAAUCCUAGGCCUGCGGAGGAAGUGGCGCAAUCCAUUUCCCCCUAUACGGCUCUUCCUCUCUACCGAACCCUUGGAUACUUUUCUGUCCUUGGACUUCUCCGUGUGCACGUACUCCUCGGUGACUUUACCCUUGGGCUCAAAGUCAUGGAUCAAGUGGGGGAAUUUCUCCUUGGCGGCUCCAGUUUCGGCGCCAAAACCAACAAAUCCUCCUUCACCGCCCUUCCUACCCUUCCAGCAACUCAUAUCUCAACUCAUUAUUAUGUCGGUUUUUGCUAUAUGAUGCUUUGCCGAUACCCUGAUGCUAUUCGCACCUUUGUCACGGUUCUCAACUUCUUUCAACGUAUGCAACGCAUGCGUAACUACUCUGGUUACGAACGGAAAGACCAGUACGAUCAGAUUGCGAAAACUGCCGACCGGACUCUAGCGUUGUACGCAAUGUGCCAUUCUUUGGUUCUACCGGGAUCGCCGUUCACUAGACUGGAUGAUAACAUCACUAACAGUGCGAAAGAAAGAUACGGGGAUCAAAUGGGAAGGAUGAGUAGGGGAGGAAGUGAUGCGCUUGUAGCAUUCGAGGAACUAUUCCUCUAUGCAUGCCCGAAAUUUAUCAACGCCAACUCGCCACCGUAUGACGACCCAGAGGCUAUCGCAUUGUUGCUGAACGCAGAUCCUGCGGAUGCCGCAGAAGGAUCCUCCCCCAUACCGACAGACCCUACGCAUCGUCACCUUCGUCUCUUCCUGGCUUCAGCAGGCGCACAGUCACCUCUACCUACCCUGCGCUCUUUCCUUCACUUGUACACCUCUCUGACCACUGAAAAGCUCUCGUCGUUUUUGGAUUUGGUCAAGGUCAACGAGUCGGAUAAGGAAGCCGUUGAAGACGCAGAGGCUGAGGAAGAAGCCAUCCAAGAAAUGAUGGUGCUCAAGCAAAGCAGCAAGAGUUUAAGCCGAAUAGUCCCGGUACAAGGCAAAGUUGACAAAGGGAACGAUGCAUCUUCAACGGGCGUGAGAGCCCAAGGUAGUCUAUUGGCUGGAGAGAUGAUUUCGACGAGUGAUUUGAACUUUGUCAUUGACGAUAACACAAUCCACAUCGCUGAGAGCACUGUUGGGCGACGUUAUGCCGGGUGGUUUAUCAAAAACACUGAACGCUCGCAAAGGGUGUUGGACGAAAUUCGUGGGUCACCUCUUCCCAGAGGCAAAAUAGGACAAAAGCAACAUGUACCUGGUGCGGUCACGUCUGGCGCUGACGCGGGAGCGCCCGCUGGUUCAACAGAUAUAUCAGGGCACAAGAAACCACCAACAAAAACCGUUGCUUGGGGUGGUGCGGGCACUAGGGCAACUGUAGAUGUUUAAAGAUAGUUCAUUGGUUUUUCAUAUUUGUGCAUUGCCUUGUCCAGAUAUUCUCUGUCAUCAUCAAAUAUGAUAAUUAUUUCAGUGAAAUCCAUUGCCACAAGCCUGAAAUCC